Molecule: messenger RNA, 4712 nt
Organism: Branchiostoma belcheri (Belcher's lancelet)
Lineage: Eukaryota; Metazoa; Chordata; Leptocardii; Amphioxiformes; Branchiostomatidae
Product: extracellular sulfatase Sulf-2-like
Exons: 19
Coding region: 363-3200 (945 amino acids)
Molecular function (GO): N-acetylglucosamine-6-sulfatase activity; glycosaminoglycan binding
Source: RefSeq, a predicted model, not a curated record
AAGAGUUCAGUGCAGCCUGGCCCACGGUCGACUUCUCACGUCUUGCGUGGUUCCUGCUAAGAUUUCUCCAAGUUGGGCGGCCUCCUUGUCUUCAAGUCCAAGGGCGGCCGGUUGUGGAGGGUGGUUCUGAGAUCGUAGCAGUGAAGAAUAAGAAGAUGACUCCUUCUGUGUAGAGAGAAGACAUUUGGGAAGAGGUUUCUGUGUUCUUUUUCGUUUCUUCUUGCCCAAGAAAGUGAAGAAAUUCAACACUUGGAACUGGACAGAUAAACAGGUCCUUGUUGGAUGCAUGAAUUUUCUGUGCUAGCUGAGGACUGAACCAUUAUACCCAUAGAUAAUAUAUUGAGGUGCACCCCACCGUCACCAUGAGAAUACUGCCACUACUAGUCAUCAUCUGCACAGUCUUCGGUUCCCUGGUCGUGGACGCUCGGAACAAGAGACCGCGGGCGCCACGGUCGCGGUUACUCCCGAUGAUGCGCCACAUGGAACGCGGCAGGCCGAAUCGUUUCAAAACCAGGCCCAACAUCGUGGUGUUUAUUACUGAUGAUCAAGAUGUAAUGUUAAAUUCCAUGGCUUACAUGCCCAAGACACAGCGGAUUCUCGCACAGGGCGGCGCGGUCUUCAACAACAGCUUCGUGACCACGCCCAUGUGCUGUCCGUCGCGCAGCUCGAUGCUGACGGGCAGAUACGUGCACAACCACAACGUGUACACCAACAACGAGAACUGCUCCUCCCCCUACUGGCAGCGCACACACGAGCCAUACACCUUCGCAACCUACCUCAGUAACGCAGGCUACAGAACAGGCUACUUUGGAAAGUAUCUCAACGAGUACAACGGGUCGUACGUGCCGCCCGGAUGGCGGGAAUGGGUGGGACAGAUCCGGAACUCUCGCUUCUACAACUACAAAGUCAACCGCAACGGUCUGAAGUUCAAGCACGGGUUCAGCUACGAGAGAGACUAUUUCACAGACUUGAUAGCCAAUGACAGCGCCUCGUUUUUCAAACUGUCGAAAAAGACGUUCCCGCACAGACCGGUGGCCAUGGUGUUAGCGUUUCCUGCACCUCACGGUCCGGAGGACGGGGCUCCGCAGUACUCACAUAUGUUUGAAAAUAAUACUGACCACAGAAUAAGUGGGUACAACAAGGCGCCCAACAUGGACAAACACUGGAUCCUGCGCUGGACCCAGCAGCUGGACGACACGCAGCUCGCCUUCACGGACAUGCUGCAGCAGAAGAGACUGCAGACUCUGCAGUCAGUAGACGACGCAGUGGAAAAGGUCUACAAUAUGCUGAUAGAACAAGGCCAGUUAGAGAACACAUACAUGAUCUACACCUCAGACCACGGAUACCAUCUGGGACAGUUUGGUCUGGUCAAGGGGAAGUCUUUCCCGUAUGACUGGGACACUCGGGUACCGUACCUGAUCCGUGGGCCUUCUGUACCCCCAAAUACUGUCAUGCAACAGAUUGUGCUGAACAUUGACCUUGCGCCGACCUUGCUGGACAUCGCGGGGGUGGACGUGCCCGCUCAGAUGGACGGAAACUCCAUCAUGGCGCUGUUUGAGAACGCCAGCGACAUCAACAACAAGGCAGGAAACAAGAAGAAAAAGAUGUGGAGGGAUACCUUUCUUCUGGAAAGAGGAAAGAUUCCCAAGAAGAUGGACCGAACCAUUCUAAGGAUGAACGAGAAGCUGCCCAAGGAGGUGCUGCUGUCUAUUGAGUGUCAGAAGGAGGAUUAUCAGUCUCCCUGCAAGCCUGGCCAGGCCUGGGAGUGUAUUGAGAGGGGCGGUAUGCUGAGGAUGAAGAAGUGCAAGUUCAAGAAGCGCCCGGGAAGACACUGCGUCUGUCGGAAGAAGGUGCCAACCGUCCCAAGAGACGAGAGAAGAAGCCAGCGCAACUUCUUGAAGGACCAUGCAACUCAAGAUUUCCGUUUCCGAUUCAUACGCAGCGCAGAAGUCGCGGAGGACCAACACCCUGACUCUGAGAACCCCGGGUACAAGAGCAUCCUCAAACGCGCAGCCAACCCCGGGAAGGAUUGGGCCGAUCCAUUCUCGUUUCCACAAGGGGACCAGUCUUUCCCCAAGUGUUUCCUGUUUCCCAACAACACGGUGAAAUGUGACAACGUCAUUUACGAGUCCUACGAUGCCUGGAAACAACAAAAGCAGUCCUUGGAUGCACAGAUAGCACGCCUGAAGGGUAAACUUGAUGGACUCAAGGACAUCCGCGGCCACCUGAGGAAAACCAAACCUUUAGAUGGGGAGGAGGGAGAGGAGGAGGAGGAGUCCUACAUCCCCAUCUACCCGGGGGUCGGGGAUUACGAGGAGGGGGAUGAGGAAGAAGAGGAGGAGGAGGAGGAGGAGGAUUGUGUGUGUGGGGAGGACGAGGAAGUGGUGUAUGUGGAUGGGGAUGGUGUGGAGCAGGACAGACCAUUCUACUCUAGCGGACGCAGGAGGUACGCGGCUCCCCGGGACAGAGAGAGAAGAUCGAGAGAGCGAGUGAGAGAGCGGGCGGGCGCUCGAGGCAGCAGCCGUCGACAGAAGCUGACACGUCCUCCCAACCCUCAUCCACAGGGAGAACACCCCAUGAAGGCCAUCAGAGAAGGCAUCAAGAGCAUCAAGAAGGUGACUCCAGAGGAGCGGGAGGAGCGUCAGAAGAAGAAGGAGAGGAAACAGAUCCGGCGUCUGAAGAUGGGGAACUGUAACCUGGAGGGACUGAACUGUUUCGAACAUGACAACAACCACUGGACUGUUGCACCCUUCUGGACAAAGGGGAGCUUCUGUGCUUGUAUCAACUCCAACAACAACACCUACUGGUGCUUACGAACCAUCAACGCUACACACAACUUCAUGUACUGUGAGUUCAUCACGGGAUUUGUGGAGUACUUUGAUGUCCUAGAAGACCCUUAUAUGUUACACAAUAACAUCCACCGAGUGUCAGAACCCAUGCUGGCCCAGCUACACGACCAGCUGGUCAUCCUCAGACGGUGUGAGGGCUCGAAGGAGUGCACACCCCGACCUCAGAACCCCAACAUGAGAAAUAGACAUCAAGAACAAAGUGGAGAGGGUGGAGAGGUUAAAGGAUCAGAGGUCAAAGGUAAAAGUUCAAAGGACAGCAGACAUCACCAACCCGGAGAUGACCCAACUGAAGGAAGCGGAUCGCAUUUUCUUGGCAACCAUUCAGAGGAAGAUGGAUCAGGGUUUCUGUAACUCUCUGAACUUUGAACCCUGACCUUUGGCACAUCUUUUGAAUUUGACCUUUGCCCCUUGACCUUGCCAUAGCUAGCUCAGAAGCCCUUGACUUUUUAACUGUUGCAUUUGUUAUUAGUUUGUCUCCCCUACAUUAACUCAAAGUACUUCCAGGGAGCUGAGUAAAUAGUUUAAACAAUUUAUUGGGGGUAUUUUUUGUCUAGGCAAGAAGGAAAACUAAAAAUUAGGUUUAAGUUUUUCUGUGCUGAAUUCUUGCCUUUGUUAGGACACAUUCCAGGUUAAGAGCCCUGGAAGUUUUGACUGAAUAGCGUGCAAUUUCUGAAGACAAACACUUUUGGAGAUCAUUAUAGAUAGCUUUCAAAAAUGGCCACCCGAAUCAUUAGUCUAAGAAUGAAAUAGCCCAUAAAAGAUCUUAAAGAGGAUGGAUAUACUCAUAAGAAGACCUCAGCACUGUUUAAGUUAUUAUUUCCCUGCUCAAUAUUGAAGAUUUUCCCAUUUAUCAUAGAACUACUUGUAUGUUGUGGUAUGACAGCAGUAAUUAUGAAGGUGUACAUAGUGAUAAACUCUACAUUUUGUAAAAGCAUAGGAAGCAGCAAAGAGUUUUUAAGAUAUUGUUUGUUAUAAUCUACAGUAGCUCCCAUGGCUUGUCUAACUUGGCUGAUUUGUAUGUGUUAAGAAUGCAAUUUUUUUUGUACACAAAAGAUUUUUUUUUACAUGCUUCUAAAAUUUUAUGAUUGACAUUUAUGAGUAAGGUAGGAAUUUUGUUACUGUUUCAGUGUUGUCUGUUGUUUUUCAGUUAGGCCACACCAAUUUAAUUUUUUGUUUCUCAGAUUUUUCAGAAAAAAUAUGAAGCGAUGGCGCGAAAAAAAAAAAAAAACAGGCCAAGGCACCCCAUGAUAGCCGGAGCCAAAAUAUGUCUUUUAUUGAGCAUUUUGCAGUUAAUUCAGAACCUAAAUUUUUUUUUUUUAAAUCAGAAAAAAAUGGACAGGGCGAAUCCAAGAAGCAACAAAUUAAAUUAGUGUGGCCUUACAUGAGAAGUAAGUUUUCUAUUUAGAGGAAGAGUUUUUAAUCAGUUUAUUAGUUACCUGGUUGGUGUGAAGUCGCUUUCUUUACGAAAAGGUGAAACUAUUGACAAAGCGUUUUCAUUCAUUCAAAGUGUUAAGGGAGAAGGUUGAACGGAUAAACUGUCAAAUUUACCAAAACAGUCAAUUGGAAACAAUUUCAAAAACUUUCAGAAGAAUCCAGGUGCAGUAUCAUACAUUGUAAAAUCUUGACAAUUAGUGAAACCAGAAUUUAAUGCAAAGAAUACGUAGAGAUAAUGUUGAUGUCUUAAUUAAAAAAUCAUGAGAUUAGACAAUAAAAUUUGAAUAUGGAUCCUCCUGGGAGGGUUACUAAAAAUAGAGGAAAUCUUUGACUGUCCACUACUUGUAUAUGAUAGGGAGGGAUGGAAAACACUCACCUCUACAGAGCAGAUAGGUAUUGUAUGUAAGACAAGGUGCUCCAACCAAAAAA